Bufo gargarizans (Asiatic toad) is the source of this 649-nucleotide messenger RNA. RefSeq lists its product as uncharacterized. The coding region runs from base 35 to 649 and encodes 204 amino acids. The transcript is spliced from 5 exons. Lineage: Eukaryota; Metazoa; Chordata; Amphibia; Anura; Bufonidae. The record is from RefSeq and is a predicted model, not a curated record.
AUCAAAGCCACCUCUGUGUUCACUCAUUUACCCCAUGGUGGCAGCUUACAAUGCAAAUGAAUCACAGAUGACUGGAGCUCACCUGCUGAGCCUACACUCCUUUGUUACUCCUUAUGUGGGUUUUUCAUGUGAUAACUGUGAAGUUCCCAGCCUCACCACUAUGGCCCUUCAAAGGUGUGUGAAAGGUGUAUUAUGCAGGUGCAUGAACCCUGCAAAACAAGAGCUCAGACAUGCAAUACAAUCACGAGAAAAACAAGAAAGUAUUGUUCAAGCACCAAAACAUAGUAUAAUAGACCUCACCACAACACAGGGGAGCACAAAUGGGGUGAUAUCCCUACACUACAAAACUCUUAUGGAAAUGCAACAUAAAAAUAGGCCAAUAGGAUUGUAUGGAAAAUGGAGGUCUGAUAUUGGAGAUCUGACUGAGGAUUUAUGGGAUGAAGUAAUGGAGAACUUUCAAACAAUAGCGACCUGCAACCAAAAAGUGUUACAUCUCCACAUCAUAGAUCCCAGCCUAGUACCUACAACAAGGAAAGUUCCACCUUCAGGGGAGAAUAAUCCGAUAAAGAUCUGGAAAGCGUGCACUUUUCUUCUGGACUUCGGUGGAGAAGUCCGGAUAAAGCGACAUUUGGACACCAUUAAUGGAUAA